This is a messenger RNA of Cladophialophora carrionii CBS 160.54, 2088 nucleotides long. RefSeq lists its product as uncharacterized. The coding region runs from base 1 to 2088 and encodes 695 amino acids. The transcript is spliced from 2 exons. Lineage: Eukaryota; Fungi; Ascomycota; Eurotiomycetes; Chaetothyriales; Herpotrichiellaceae. The record is from RefSeq and is a predicted model, not a curated record.
AUGACUGAACUCACCCCGAGCACGCUCUGCAGCGCGUGCCAGCUGAUUUUCCAAGAGAGCCAUGCUUCCAGGUCGGACUCGACGGGAGAAAUCCCCCACCAUGGGCUGGAAGCACUCGCGUCGCGCGCGAGUCAAUGCCACUUGUGCCUGACGGUAUUCAUGUCGAUUGACCCAGACGCCUACCGGACGUUCCGGAGUAAAGGGUCGGCCGUCGACUCGGUCGGGUUUGCGUGGAUCUCACCCAUUGCGAGAGAUCAAGCGCGAUUGAAGUUCCGCUACGUGAAGCCCGCGAAGGCGCCGACGUCGCCGGAGGAGAACAAGGAGAACAGAGGUCCGACGCCGAGCAGUAAUGGUUCCAAGGCGAGUCUGGUGUUGAAUUGGGAAGAGACCACGGGACUGGUGGUCGAGUUGAUUCUGAUGAAUCCGAAAUACGCUGUUGAACCUGGCGUGCGCACAAUCGACGCCAGAUCGGUCAGCACGGCAUCGCAGGAGACCAUCGAACUUGCCAAACAAUGGAUUCAAGACUGCACCUUUAACCACAUGAAAUGCUCCGUCUCGGCAAACCCGGACGCGUCGACCUGGAAGCCGACGCAUCUCCUGGACGUCUCUGUCAAGGGCCCCAGGGGUGUUCCGGGUCUGAAACUGGUGGAUGGCAUGUUCGCCGACCCGUUGAGUGAGUACGUGACCUUGAGCCACUGUUGGGGGAAAACCAAGACGAUUCGACUGCACAAAGGCACGCUUUCCGCGCUGAGGCAGGGUGUCAGCUUGAGUAGCUUGCCCAAGACAUUUGCAGAGGCGGCGUCGGUGGCGGACAGGCUUGGAUUCCGCUACCUCUGGAUUGACGCGCUCUGUAUCCGGCAAGAUAGCGAGGCGGACGUGCUGGCCGCGAUGGGUCAGAUGCACAGAGUGUAUUCCGAAGCGGCGCUCAAUAUAGCGGCCACGUCGUCGAGGGACGAUGCGGCGGGCCUGAUCAACACGCGCAACGUGGCUGCUUUGCAACCGUGCAUCGUCUCGGUCAACGCCAGCCUAGGCGUCGACGAGGGCAUGUACAAGAUCCUCCGCUCCACACUGUGGCACGAUCUUGUGGACGCGUCUCCUCUGUCGAAACGCGCGUGGGCGUUCCAGGAGCGGUGUCUCGCCAAGCGCACCCUGCACUUCACGCGCAACGAAGUCUUCUGGGAGUGCCAGCAGAUGUGCUGCUCCGAGGUGUUCCCCAAGGGUCUGCCGGCGACGAUGCGGCCGCCGUCGUCGCAGGAACACGAAGAAUUCUUCAGCAAGAGAAUCCACCACCAACGGCACGGCAACUGGCACCAGCUGGUCCAGAUGUACUCGCCCAAGCGCCUCACGUAUGCGUCGGACAAACUGCUGGCCCUCACGGGGCUGGCGAAGCAGUACAUGGCCAGAAACCGCCUCCACGCGGACGACUACCUCGUCGGCAUGUGGAAGCCGCAAUUACCACACGCAUUACUCUGGCGGGUGGAGCAGGGCCGGCGACCGACGAGAUACCGCGCCCCGACGUGGACGUGGGCGUCCAUCGACGGUGCGGUGCGAUACCCGGAACCGGCGACGUCGCAGCGCGAGACGUGCAUCGAGAUCAUCGACCUGGACGUGAACUAUCAUCCGGCGGGCGACCACUUUGGCAUCGUCGAGAGCGCCAAGAUGAAAGUCCGCGGGUUCAUGGCCAGGGGCCUCCUGCGACGGACGCACGACUACUGGGGCCGGACGCCGUGCGUGGUCCAAUGCACGAAAGCCCAGGUUGAGCUGGAGAAUGCGAGUUUCGACGAUCGCCUGCCCAAGCUGAGUGACGCGAGCUCUGGCAUGUUGUGCGAGAUGCUGGAGAUUUACCUCUUGCCCGUGAUCGACGUGGUCGAUCGCGUCGAGGGCCUGCUGUUGUGUGCGACGAUGAAGAAAGGGGAGUUCCGGCGGAUCGGGUGUUUCGACGUGUCGACGCACGACCAGGUCAAUUGGGAUCGGUUCCGCAGUGUCAUGAAGGGCGACGCGGAGAUGAACAAUUACCUGGAGCGGCUGGACCAUGCCAACGGGUACUGGUUUGCCAGUGAUUACACAUAUACGAUUAAUGUCGUCUGA